This is a messenger RNA of Malaya genurostris, 3637 nucleotides long. RefSeq names its product methionine--tRNA ligase, cytoplasmic (gene MetRS). The record is from RefSeq and is a predicted model, not a curated record. Lineage: Eukaryota; Metazoa; Arthropoda; Insecta; Diptera; Culicidae. Bases 549 to 3476 code for a protein of 975 amino acids. Gene Ontology annotation, biological process: methionyl-tRNA aminoacylation. Gene Ontology annotation, cellular component: cytosol; aminoacyl-tRNA synthetase multienzyme complex. Gene Ontology annotation, molecular function: methionine-tRNA ligase activity; ATP binding. The transcript has 3 exons.
GGUGUGCAAAACAGCUCAUUUUGGUGAACAGCUCCGAACCGAUCAGCUCACCAAAGUGAAUCGAUUCGAUGUAUCAGCUCAUCAGCUCUUUUAGUUUGAACAUAAGGUUCAUUUUGUACGCCGUUUUUCUCAUGCACCGGUUUUCUUUCAUAUGCAUGAUCGAAAUUGAAUCAUUGAUUUGUAAUGAUGCAAUGAAUGCAAUGCGAAUUAGUUUAUCUUUAAUUGAUGUCGACUAAAUUGAAUCUCUUAAAGAGCCAAAGAUCCGACCAGCUCGUAGCGUGUUCCCUUCGUCAUAAUGCAGUGAACUGGGUAGCAAAUGAGUGAGCUGAUGAGCUGCGGUUCUUUUGAAAAGAGCUGUGAGCUGUCAGCUCACUUCAAUGAUUCGAUUCACUGGAACAGCUCAGGAGCGAAUUGCCCAUCUCUACGCAGCACACGUCUUGCACCCCGCGAAACAUCAAGAGUACAGCGGCUCAUUAUAUUGGACAUCGUGGUCUUAUUGAAAUAACUUAAUAAAUUUCAUCAGAAGAUAGCGUUACUGGAGCCACGAUAUGAUUAUCUAUACGAAUCAUGGCAAUCCUUUCGGAUUAAAACUACUAAUUUGUGCAAACUUUGCUAAGAAGGAUGUACAAGUGAAAAAAGUAACGUUAAACGAUGCCGAGCUGAAAGAUAUGAAACACUUGCCUAUUCUUCAGUUGGCAACUGGUGUCCAAUUGUUCUCAACGGAUGUAGCGGCAAAAUAUUUACUACAGGGCGAAACGCCAAUCAUCCAGCGGGACGAAUGGCUGGAGUGGUCAAGUACGCGGUUAGCUCCGGCAUUGACGCAUAACAUGGCCGUUGGAAGUCGACAGGAUCCCAACGCUAAACAAAUUCUGAACUCCUUGGUUAAGUUUCUAGAUGAUUGCUUGAGCAAAAAUACAUUUUUAACCGGUGAUAAAAUCACCUCUGCCGACAUUUCCGUGUGGAGUCUGCUUGCUCCUGAUGGUACUCUGAAAGGUGCACAGAAUAUUGAUAACUUAUUACGAUGGUACCGGGCAAUAAAUGCGAUGCCAGAAGUAAAGGCCGCUCUGGAGCAGCUUCCGCUGAAAGAGCUGAGUUUUGCUUCGUUGCAGCAUUCCAAUCGGUACGGUGGAUUGCAUCACAUUGUGCUGGAUCCAGAAAUUAUCGACUUCGAAGGGCAGGUGCUGGUCGAUACUGGCGAUAACAUUGCAGCCACCGUGCAAAAAGAGGAAAUUCAACUGGCCAAGGAAACAUUCGUUACUGUUCGCGAGCGACCGUCUGUUGAAUCGAAAACGGUUCUCCCGAAGGCUGGAGAGAAGAACAAUUUGAUCACUUCGGCUCUGCCGUACGUGAACAACGUUCCUCAUUUGGGAAACAUAAUCGGAUGCGUUUUGUCGGCUGAUAUUUUUGCAAGAUAUUCACGACUCUGCGGGUAUAAUACGCUGUUCAUUUGUGGCACAGAUGAGUAUGGCACGGCAACGGAGACCAAGGCUUUGUCGGAGAAUAUGACGCCGAAACAAAUCUGCGACAAAUAUUUCGAAAUUCAUAACUCGAUCUACCGUUGGUUUGGAAUUGGGUUCGAUUACUUCGGUAGAACGACAACACCGGAGCAGACGCAAAUCGUGCAGGAAAUGUUCAUUGAGCUGUACAACGGAGGAUACAUUGAGACUCGGGCUGUUGAUCAGUUACUGUGUCAAAAAUGUUCCCGUUACUUAGCAGAUCGGUUCGUCGAAGGAACCUGUCCCCAUCCCGGAUGCGGUUAUGAAGAUGCUCGUGGUGAUCAGUGCGAUGCUUGUGGAAAACUAGUCAAUGCAGUCGAACUGGUAAGGCCACGCUGUAAAGUUUGCAACACUUCUCCAAUCAUUCGCCAGUCGAGUCAAUUUUUCCUGGAUCUCCCGAAAAUCGAACCAAAACUCCGACAAUGGAUCGAUCGUGUGGAUCAUGGUUGGACAAAUAAUGCCCGCGUAAUUACUCAGUCGUGGUUGAAAGAAGGUCUCAAAUCACGCUGCAUCACUCGGGAUCUUAAGUGGGGUAUUCCGGUGCCACUUGAAGGCUACGAGGAUAAAGUGUUUUACGUGUGGUUUGAUGCUCCUAUCGGUUAUAUUUCAAUGACAAGCCGAUAUAGUAAGGAUUGGCGACAAUGGUGGCAACCGGACGCCGACAAGAAAGUUGAUCUUUACCAGUUCAUGGCCAAAGACAAUGUUCCAUUCCAUUCGGUAAUGUUUCCUGCAUCUCUAAUCGGCAUCGAUAAAGGCCAUACUCUCGUGUCGCAUAUAAUGGCCACCGAGUAUCUGAACUACGAAGAUGGAAAGUUUAGCAAGAGUCGUGGAAUCGGAGUGUUCGGGAAUGAUGCCCAGGAAACGGGUAUUCCAGCAGAUGUGUGGCGAUUCUAUUUGGGUGCAUCGCGUCCGGAAGGACAAGAUUCUAGCUUCAGUUGGAACGAUUUGGCCGCUCGGAACAAUAACGAACUGUUGAAGAAUGUUGGCAAUUUUGUCAACAGGGCACUUGUCUUCUGCGAGAAAUUUUUCGACUCGACCGUUCCUCCGAUGGUGCUGAACGAUGAGGACUACACGUUGUUGGCGCUGGUAAAUCGAGAACUGAAAGGAUAUGUAAACCAAAUGGAACGUGCCAAACUUCGAGAUGGCAUUCGACAUUUACUGGCUAUCUCCCGUUACGGCAAUCAAUACAUGCAAUCUGAAGAGCCUUGGGUUUUGGUUAAAGGAACCGAUGAUCAGAAAACACGUGCUGGAACCGUCGUUGGUUUGUGCGUCAACUUUGCUUGUCUACUGGCAACGCUAAUUUUCCCCUUCAUGCCAACUACGGCUCGCAAUCUGUACACUCAACUAAACGUUUCAACCGGUCACAUCGAUCCGGACAAACCUCAAAUGCGAAUUUUGCUGCCAUCUGGUCACAAGAUCGGUAAGCCAGCUGUUCUCUUUAACAAAAUUGAACAGAGUAGAAUCGACGAGUUGAAAAAGAAAUACGCCGGUGUACAGCAGCACCCAAUCCAACCGAGUGCUAGCGCACCGAAAGCGAUACCCAGUAGUAAACUGUUUAACUCUAUUAAGGAAGCCCAGCAGGCAGUGGACGAACAGGCAGCCAAAGUACGCAAAGUCAAAUCUAGCAGCGUGGAUAAAAGUGUCUGGCAACCGGAGGUUAACAUUUUGCUAGAAUUGAAAAAGCAGUUGCUGAAUCUCAGUCAACCAAGAUUGUCGCAAAGUGCGUCAACUUCCGAAGAUGCUCCUGCUUCGCCAACCGUUACUGCUGCACCUUCCGAGUCCCUCAAUGUCAAGACUCUGGAGGCGGAAAUAGCCAAGCAAGGUGAGAAGGUUCGCUUGUUGAAGAGUAGCUCCGACAAGUCCGUUUGGCAACCAGAGGUUAAAGUUCUGUUGGAAAUGAAGGAGAAGCUGGCUAAACUGACCGGAUCAGUGCCAUCGGCUCCCGCUACUAGUGGUGGAAAGAAAAAGAAUAAGAAAUAAAUAACGCUUUCUGAAUUUCCUGGUUUAUAAAAAUAUUAAAAGCAAUUUGGCUAAUCCGUGUCGUUUCAUCUUUUCUGUUCUGAUUGUAUUAGGUUCCACUUUCGCGAAUAUUCAUCAAUAAAUAUGCAUCUAGUUCAAAAACAAAUAUACGAGUUUUGUAU